Molecule: messenger RNA, 352 nt
Organism: Carya illinoinensis
Lineage: Eukaryota; Viridiplantae; Streptophyta; Magnoliopsida; Fagales; Juglandaceae
Product: monodehydroascorbate reductase, seedling isozyme-like
Exons: 2
Coding region: 34-303 (89 amino acids)
Cellular component (GO): cytoplasm
Molecular function (GO): oxidoreductase activity, acting on NAD(P)H
Source: RefSeq, a predicted model, not a curated record
CUCUUUUGCUUGCCUUCUCUACCUGCUAGAGUAAUGGUUUUUGCUUCUUUGCAGGUUGUCAGGCUGACAGAUUUUCGCGUACCAGGAGCUGAUGCCAAAAAUAUCUUCUACUUGAGAGAAAUUGAUGAUGCCGAUAAGCUUGUAGAAGUUAUUAAAGCAAAGAAGAAUGCAAAGGUCGUGGUUGUUGGAGGAGGGUACAUUGGCAUUGAGCUUAGUGCAGCUUUGAGAAUCAACAAUUUUGAUGUCAGCAUGCUUGUUCCUGAAAUGUUUCGACUUUUCACUUCUGACAUAGCUGGUUUCUAGGAGAGUUAUUAUGAAAAGAAAGGAGUCAAAAUUAUUAUACACAUUUCUG